Messenger RNA from Pseudovirgaria hyperparasitica, 1752 nucleotides. RefSeq lists its product as uncharacterized. Gene Ontology annotation, molecular function: nucleic acid binding; exonuclease activity. The transcript has 3 exons. NCBI's taxonomy places the organism in Eukaryota, Fungi, Ascomycota, Dothideomycetes, Acrospermales, Acrospermaceae. Gene Ontology annotation, cellular component: nucleus. Bases 1 to 1752 code for a protein of 583 amino acids. The record is from RefSeq and is a predicted model, not a curated record.
AUGGUUAAGAUUAGUGAUCUUCAGUCUCUAGCUCUGUACCUGAUUGCCGAUGGAAACGCUCCUCAGUGGAUAGCUGUGCGCCAUCGCAACUCUGUGCGAAGAGUUGUGAUCCUCGCCGUGCCCGGCCUCGAGCUUGGCAUGCUCAAGGGAAGUAUAAAUGGUUCUAGUGCCAAUCCAGACAUUAAAGAAAGCACUGUAGGUGCCACCUCCACAGAGACAGAACAGACACCAUCAAAACCGCUGGCCGAUUGUUUUGCCCACGCCUGGCCUGUCAGAAACCCAGGUGAUGAUAAGUUCAAUCGCAUACAUUCAUCUCUGCAAGCUAUGCUCACUGUCCCCUUGCCUAAAUCUAAAGAGGACAAAAAGAACCUGAAAGGACCCAAAACUCCUCGAGAAAGCCUCCAAUGGGAGAACAAGAGAACAAGCAUCACAGAAUUCCUUACGUCAGUCAACGAUCUCCAGGAAAAUGACUACGUGAUUCACCCGGCAUAUUUGCCAUCGGAAGAAGCAAAAGAGAGCGCUAUGUCUGAUAGACGUCGUAUGGGCCGAGGCCCUGACGAUGGCUGGGUGGACACACAUAUCACGAGAAUCGAGGAUGGCAAUGUCUGUGAUAGUGAGAUCCAGCAAGGUAGCAUUACGGCAGGCCGCACAAUCUUCGCUCUUGACUGCGAGAUGUGCAUGACUAGCGAUUCCAAAUUCGAGCUCACCCGCAUCAGUAUUGUUGGAUGGGAUGGCUCUGUUGUCAUGGACGAACUUGUAAAACCAACAAACCCUAUCACCGACUAUGUUACUCCAUACUCUGGCAUGACGAAGGAGCUUCUUGAUCCAGUCACCACCACGCUCGCAGAUAUUCAGGCACGUCUACUCGAGCUUCUCACGCCCCAUUCGAUCCUCAUCGGACACUCUCUGAAUUCCGAUCUCGAAGCACUCAAGCUUACUCACCCCUUCAUCAUUGAUACAUCCAUCAUCUAUGCACACCCACGUGGGCCACCACUCAAAUCUUCGCUCAAAUGGCUAACGCAGAAAUAUCUCUCACGCGAGAUUCAGCUGGGCCACGGUGCUUCCGGGCAUGACAGCAUCGAAGAUGCGCGUGCAUGUCUCGAUCUGGUCAAACAGAAGUGUGAGAAGGGGCCCAAAUGGGGAACCAGCGAGGCAUCGGGGGAAUCGAUCUUCAAACGACUAUCAAGAACGCCUCGACCGGGGGUUAUAGAUAGCACGGGUGAACCGCUGAUGCGCAAGGGCGCAGUUGUGGACUGGGGCGAUGCUAGGAGAGGCGCUGGCGCGAAUGCUGACUUGUGCAUUCCAUGCGCCAAUGAUGCUGAGGUUGUUGAAGGAGUACAGAAAGUGCUGAAGGGCGAUGCAGAUGCAGGGCCUGCUUUGCGCGAGGGCGUCGACCUGGUUUGGGCGCGCUUCAGGGAGCUUGAAGCCGUCAGAGGGUGCGAAACUUCACCUUCAGACGUCCCCCUCCCACCGACACAAGCAGCACUCUCAGCCGCCAUUUCAUCGACAGUAAACAACAUCGCCGCACUCUACGCGCGUCUACCACCCUGCACCGCCCUCAUCGUGUACUCCGGAGCGGGCGAUUGCCGCGAGGUCUACCGCCUCCAGGCCAAACAUAAGCAGUACAAGCACGAAUACGCGACGAAGAAGUGGGACGAGCUAAGCGUGAAGUGGGACGAUAGUGACGAGCAAGCACUGCGGCAGGCUUGCAAAAAGGCUAGAGAAGGAGUCGGUCUUGUUUCGGUGAAGUGA